This is a messenger RNA of Mus caroli (Ryukyu mouse), 3601 nucleotides long. The record is from RefSeq and is a predicted model, not a curated record. Lineage: Eukaryota; Metazoa; Chordata; Mammalia; Rodentia; Muridae.
AGAGUUACUCCACCUGCUGGCCCCAGAAGACCAUGCCAGAGACAGGGAGCUGAAGAGCAAGAGAAAGAAGUCCGGGCUGUUGUUGCCCGGAAGAGAGAGAGAGAGAGAGAGAGGAAGGAGACGCUCUUCCAGAUCCAGGCGCACCAAGAAGCCCAAACUUUGACAGGAAGCAAGCGUCUUCAUAGGCACAGCUUGCCUCCUUCAAGAAGGAGACUUAAGCAGAGAGGUGUGGAGUCUGCAGCCUUGGAUAAGCAGGCAUUGGUGAAACAGCCUCACAGCAGGCCACCCUGGGGCUGAAUGUGACCUGUGCAGAGAUGGCUAAGGUGAAUACCCAGUGCUCACAGCCCUCCCCGACCCAACUUUCAAUAAAGGACGCAGACAGAGAUCUCGACCACGUAGAGAACGGCCUGGGCAGGUCUCACUCACCAUGUGAGGAGACAUCUUCCACACUGCAGCAAGGGAUCGCCAUGGAGACCCGAGGACUGGCUGGAUCCGCACGGAGCGUAGUCACAAGCCAGGGACCAGCCAGGGUGUCACGCCUCAUCAUCUCGAUUCGCGCGUGGGCCUCCAGGCACUUACACGAUGAAGACCAGACACCUGACUCCUUUUUGGAUCGAUUUCAUGGAUCUGAGCUUAAGGAAGUCUCCACCCGGGAAAGCAAUGCCCAGCCCAACCCAGGAGAACAGAAGCCACCAGACGGAGGGGAAGGCAGGAAGGAGGAGCCCAUUGUGGUGGACCCCUCCAGCAACAUCUACUACCGCUGGCUGACUGCCAUCGCGCUCCCGGUCUUCUAUAACUGGUGUCUACUUGUAUGCAGGGCCUGUUUUGAUGAGCUACAAUCAGAGCACCUGACGCUGUGGCUGGUCUUGGACUACUCUGCAGAUGUCCUUUAUGUUGUGGACAUGCUGGUUCGAGCCCGGACAGGUUUCCUUGAGCAAGGCCUAAUGGUCAGAGAUACCAAGAGGCUGUGGAAACAUUACACAAAGACCUUGCACUUCAAGCUGGACAUCCUGUCUCUCAUCCCCACAGACCUGGCUUAUUUAAAGUUGGGCGUGAACUACCCAGAACUGAGGUUCAACCGCCUCCUGAAGUUCUCUCGGCUCUUUGAGUUCUUUGACCGCACAGAGACAAGGACCAACUACCCCAACGUGUUCAGGAUAGGGAACUUGGUCCUGUACACACUCAUCAUCAUCCACUGGAAUGCCUGCAUCUACUUUGCCAUUUCCAAGUUCAUUGGUUUUGGGACAGACUCCUGGGUCUAUCCAAACACCUCCAAGCCGGAGUAUGCACGUCUCUCCCGGAAGUAUAUUUACAGUCUCUACUGGUCCACCCUGACCCUGACCACCAUCGGUGAGACCCCACCCCCCGUGAAGGAUGAAGAGUAUCUCUUUGUGGUCAUCGACUUCCUGGUGGGUAUCCUGAUCUUUGCCACCAUAGUGGGCAACGUAGGCUCCAUGAUUUCCAACAUGAACGCUCCCCGGGUAGAGUUCCAGGCUAAGAUCGACUCCGUCAAGCAGUACAUGCAGUUCCGGAAGGUAACCAAGGACUUGGAGACUCGGGUUAUCCGAUGGUUUGACUAUCUGUGGGCCAACAGGAAGACGGUGGAUGAAAAGGAAGUGCUCAAAAACCUCCCGGACAAGCUGAAGGCUGAGAUCGCCAUCAACGUGCACCUGGACACGCUGAAGAAGGUCCGAAUCUUCCAGGACUGCGAGGCGGGGCUGCUGGUGGAGCUGGUGCUGAAGCUCCGCCCCACUGUGUUCAGCCCCGGGGACUACAUAUGCAAAAAGGGGGACAUUGGAAGAGAGAUGUACAUCAUCAAGGAGGGCAAGCUGGCUGUGGUGGCUGAUGACGGGGUCACCCAGUUUGUGGUCCUCAGUGACGGCAGUUACUUUGGGGAGAUCAGCAUCUUAAACAUUAAGGGGAGCAAGUCUGGGAACCGCAGGACGGCCAACAUCAGGAGUAUCGGCUACUCAGACCUGUUCUGCCUCUCCAAGGAUGACCUGAUGGAAGCCCUCACCGAGUACCCAGACGCUAAGAGGGCUCUGGAGGAAAAGGGUCGUCAGAUUCUGAUGAAGGACAACCUAAUUGAUGAGGACCUAGUCGCGGCCAGGGUAGAUACCAGGGACGUUGAGGAGAAGGUGGAGUACCUGGAGUCGUCCCUGGACAUCCUGCAGACGAGGUUUGCCCGACUCCUGGCUGAGUACAGUGCCUCCCAGAUGAAGCUGAAACAGCGGCUCACUAGGCUGGAGAGCCAGAUGAACAGGAGGGGUUGUGGCUUCUCACCUGACAGGGAGAAUUCCGAGGAUGCUUCAAAGACUGACUGAAAAUGCAGGUGGCUCUGUCUCCUGCUCCCCUGGGGCCAGCUCUCUGGGCGACACUAUAUAGCCUCGGGGUAAAGGGUUUGGCUGUGGUUUCGCCUCAGUGCUACUCAUCCUUUGGGAGUGGUGUGACAGCAAGGGAGAGCCUUAAUUUCCUCUCCUAUGAAAUGGGACUCAUGGCUGUCGGCCCCAGAAGUUCCAGACCUAUCAUGAGGUGGCAAAGGUGGUGGCUUUGGAAAGCGUGAAGAGUUCCCAACCCAGCGUAUAAGCAUAUGUGCACAUGAUUCUAAUGUUUUUAGUUAUGUUUGCAUAUGGGUAUGUUCAGUUGCUGGCGGAGGUCAGGAGAGGGCGUUGCAUCCCCUGGGCUGGAGUUACCUGCUGUUGUAAGCUACCCAGCAUGGGUGCUGGGAUCCUGUCUUCAUUAAGGUUACUACUGCUGUGAUGAAAUAUCAUAACCAACGCAAGUUAGGAAGAAAAGGGUUUUUUCAGCUUACACUCCACAUCAUAGUCCAUCACUGAAGGAAGUCAGGGCAGGAACUCAAACUGGGCAGGAAGCUGGAGGCAGGAGCUGAUGCAGAGGCCAUAAAGGGGAGCUGCUUACUGGUUUGCUCUUCUUAGCUUGCUAAGCCUGCUUUCUUAUAGAACCCAGAACCACAAGCCCAGGAGUAGUCCUACUUGCAAUGGGCUGGGCCCUCCUACAUCUAUCAUAAGUUAAGGAAAUGCUCCACAGGCUUGCCUACAGCUGGAUCUUAGGGAGGCAUUUUCUCAGUCAUCCUCUCAGAUGACUCUAACUUGUGUCAAGUUGACAUAAAAACCAACCAGCACAGAUCCAAACGUGUAGUCCUUCCCAUAUUUUUUGAGGUGAAGGUCCUGCUCUGUUACCCAGUCCAGCCUUCAACUCUCAUGCCCAAGUGUUGUCCCCAUGCUGGCCUUCCAAGUAGCUGGGACCACAGGCACACUCCACUGUUUCCAACCCAGCUAAGGUUUUUGUUUUGUUUUGUUUUGUUUUGUUUUGUUUUGUUUUGAAUGAAAUCCAUGGGAUGUUUAAGCCCCUUAUCCUAGCUAUGUUAUAAAUGGAUGUCUUACGGGGCUGGUGAAAUAACUCAGUGGUUAAGAGCACUAGCUGCUCUUCCAGAGGUCAUGAAUUCAAUUCCCAGCAACCACAAGGUGGCUCACAACCAUCUAUAGGGGGAUCUGAUGCCCUCUUCCAGCAGGUGGAUAUAUGUGCAAAAGAGCACUCAUACAUUAAAUAAUAAUUGCAAUUAAAGAUAUAUAUAAAUGGA